AUGGACCACUUCAGGCGUAUCAAUGGGUAUACUCGGGGCAGAGGCACCAAUGUGAAUUGCAACAAUACUCAAGAGCCACGCCUCAACAUUUCGCCACAAGCCUCGUCCGACAACGCAACAGUAUACUACAGUGCAUCUGAAGGAAGUACGGAUGAUGAGUCCACUUCUGAAUCUGACCUAGACGAUGGAGACUUUCGUCUCUUAGAGUCAGCAAGCUUCAUGGCCCCUGCUGCUGAAUCCUCCACUGGAUCUCGGGUAUGGGACACGACGUGCAACAACACCUCUCUAGAGACUCUUGCCACGACAUGCACCGAAGCUUCCGAACCGCUCCAGCAAAAGUUUGUCUUGAUUCCAGAAAGGCUCGACGUAUUUCAAUACCAAGUUCCCUCGUCUCAAGGUGAUAGUGCACCAGCACUACCGACUGAGCAACCCCGAUUUCCGUGUGCCAAUCUAGGCCACAGGAAGAAUAUACCGCUGCCGUCUUCACUGCAGCCCGGGGAGCCCACCCAAGUGCCCCAAAGACAUGGCCCGCCAGCUACGCAACGCCGAUCCACCGCAGAUAAACGACGACGGCACAGAGCAUCCUCUCGAAGGGCUUCGAACAUUGCCCACAAGCGCUCGACCAUCAGCCUAGCUCACAAGACUGCAGGCCCUGAAGUUAUCAAAACGGCCUUGGCCAAGGCUUGUAAAAAGACAAGUCCGAGCUCGACGCUCGUCGAAGCCCUGGUGACUGAGCAAGGGCUGCAAUCAUCUUCGUUCUACAAGCAACCGAUUUUGGACUGUGUCAGGCUUGCCACCAAGAAGCACAACAAGUGUCUCCGAAUAAUACUUGAAGCACUGGGUUCCGAUAAGAAGCGUAUACUCGACAAGAUCCAGAGAUCAGACGGCAACUUGCUUCGGCUUAUCCUUACCAGGACAGACCGGGAGCCUCUUACGAGAUACAACGUCAAAACAAUGGUGAUGCUUCUAAACGCAGGUGUUGACCCCAACGACACGGCGAAUGGGACUAGACCAGUGCCAUUGCAUCAGGCAGUUGACCUGGGGGUCUGCAGAGCUGUUAGCCUCCUAUUGAGUUGGGGCGCUGAUCCUCAAAUUAGAAAUAGCGCAGGACUGAAUGCCCUCGACCUUGCCAAUCAGUGUGCUAGGAAUGCGGAUGGGGCCGAAAGGGAAUGUCAGAAGAUGGAUCGCGAGAAAAUCUUGGCGCACCUGAUGUCUAUCACAUCGUAG
Messenger RNA from Colletotrichum gloeosporioides, 1227 nucleotides. RefSeq lists its product as uncharacterized. The record is from RefSeq and is a predicted model, not a curated record. NCBI's taxonomy places the organism in Eukaryota, Fungi, Ascomycota, Sordariomycetes, Glomerellales, Glomerellaceae. Bases 1 to 1227 code for a protein of 408 amino acids. Gene Ontology annotation, molecular function: protein binding. The transcript has a single exon.